Molecule: messenger RNA, 762 nt
Organism: Caenorhabditis remanei
Lineage: Eukaryota; Metazoa; Nematoda; Chromadorea; Rhabditida; Rhabditidae
Exons: 5
Coding region: 1-762 (253 amino acids)
Biological process (GO): protein phosphorylation
Molecular function (GO): ATP binding; protein kinase activity
Source: RefSeq, a predicted model, not a curated record
AUGCAGAAAAAAAGAUUGACUGAUGAUGCAGAACAUAAGGAGCAGGAAAAGAUCAGAAUCCGAUGGGAAAGCAACGCGAAGAAAACCGACGGUAUCAAUGUUUUUGAUAGUCAUCUGAGCGAGGAAAACUUUAUAAUCGGAGACAUUCUUGGAUCUGGCACAUUCGGGUCCGUCUUCGAAGCAACAUCCAAAAAGUCGGGAAAAGCUUUUGCGUUGAAGGUAAUAACCAACCGGUGCAGUGUUUACGCGGAAAAAUUUAUCGCAGAGCGAGAGCUUCUCAUCCAAAGAAAAAUGACCCACAAAAACAUUGUCCCAAUACGGGGAAUUCUUCAUAGGGACUUGAAACCCCACAACCUGCUGUACAAUUACGAUGGACUUGUAAAAAUAUCGGAUUUCGGAAUAGCGACCGAUGAGAGGGACGGAACCUACUGUGGAACUCCGCGAUACAUGGCACCGGAAAUCAUUUGUCGACAAAAGCAAACUGCAGCUGUUGAUUGUUACUCACUGGGAGUGAUUCUGCACCGAUGCAGUACCGGAAAAACGCCAUUCGAGUCACCGGACGGGCACGUGUUAGACGAAGUUGUCAGCAAAUGCAAAUAUGUGCCGCCAGUCUCGAUAAAUUUGAGCGUUAGAGAAGUGAUCACAAAAUUGAUCAAAAGAUCACCGAAUACCGAUGGAGUGCCAAUGAGCCAAUUGGUAACGGACUACCAACACCAACGUGAACACGCGCUUCAAAAACUUGUCCGAGAAAACGACUUGUAA